Messenger RNA from Capronia coronata CBS 617.96, 1455 nucleotides. RefSeq lists its product as uncharacterized. Bases 1 to 1455 code for a protein of 484 amino acids. The transcript has 3 exons. Gene Ontology annotation, biological process: biosynthetic process. The record is from RefSeq and is a predicted model, not a curated record. NCBI's taxonomy places the organism in Eukaryota, Fungi, Ascomycota, Eurotiomycetes, Chaetothyriales, Herpotrichiellaceae. Gene Ontology annotation, molecular function: pyridoxal phosphate binding.
AUGACUUCUUCCUCUACUAAGCGAGUGUCAGCAUUGAGGUCAGCAUUGCAUGUCAGUUCCGAUGGUCGUCGAUUCUCCCUGCACCCAGAGGAUGAGCAUUCGUCCAGCCCUCACCAAAAUCUGAGAUCUCACCCUUCCCACAAGGCCCAUGCAGGCUUAGACAACUCUAGGACGAGUACUGGCGUCAUCUGGGUGACAGAGCAAGCAGCGAAACAUGGGUACAACGACGAGCCUGAGAAAUGGGCCAACCUUGGCCAAGGCGCCCCAGAAGUUGGUGAUGAUAUUGAAGGUUGCUUUCCUCGUCCGACAUCGAUCCCCAUCACCUUGAAGGGUCAAGAAUAUGGACCCACCGCGGGGAUCAAGCCACUCAGGGAAGCAGUCGCAAACCUGUACAAUGACAACUACCGCAAGGGGAAAGAUUCCCAGUACACUUGGGAGAAUGUGUGCAUCGUACCCGGGGGAAGAGCAGGCCUGAUCAGGAUCGCUGCGAUUCUGGGCAACUCGUACUUGGGGUUCUUCAUCCCUGACUACACUGCCUACAACGAGAUGUUGAGCUUGUUCCGAAACUUCGUGGCCAUCCCUACGCCCUUGUCUGCUGCCGAUGGCUACCACAUCCAUGCUGAUAAGAUUGCGGAUGAGCUUGCGCGAGGGACUUCUGUCAUCUUGACCUCGAAUCCACGCAACCCUACCGGCCAUGCUUUGGCUGCGGACGAACUGUCCCUGAUACAGGACAUCUGUCGUGACCGAGCUACGUUGAUUUUUGAUGAGUUCUACGCAGGCUACACUUACAGUUCGGAUUGUGACGGUACCACCAUGUCGGCCGCCAGCAACGUUAUGGACGUUGACAAGGACGAUGUCAUCCUAGUCGACGGCCUGACCAAACGCUUCAGACUUCCUGGUUGGCGUGUGGCCUGGGUCAUCGGUCCCAAAGCUUUCAUCAAAGCCCUUGCGUCGUCCGGGAGCUAUCUUGACGGAGGAACCAACGUCCCGUUUCAGGAGGCUGCAGUCAAAAUGCUGGACCCGCCCAAAGUCAAAGCCGAGAUGCAGGCGCUCCAACGCCACUUCAAGAUGAAGCGAGAUUACGUUCUCAAGCGACUAAACGAGAUUGGCUUCAAUCAAGGCGACCAAGAGAUUCCGGACAGCACGUUCUACAUCUGGCUUGACUUGACCACCCUAGACCCACCUCUGCCUGAGGAUAGUACCAUCAACAUCUCCAAUGGCCUCUCUUUCUUCGACGCGCUUCUGGAAGAAAAGACCAUAGUCGUGCCGGGCAUCUUCUUCGACCUGAACCCGUCGAAGAGACGAAAUCUGUUCGACAGCCCUUGCCACCACUUUGUCCGUAUAAGCUACGGGCCGAAGAUGGAUGUUCUACAGGCGGGGCUUGAUGGCAUCGAACGAGUGGUGAAGCGCGCCCGUGGCGAGCUUGGACAGCAUGGCAGCGCUGUCCAGAAGUAA